UGUAUGAAAAUUUAGUAUGUUCAAAAAUGCCUGUUAGCAGGUUAGAUAAAGUUUAUCGAAAAAUUCUAUUAUCAAAAUUUUUUACACGAGGAUGGGGUAGUCCUGAUAAUUUGGCUAGGUUAUUUAAAUUUAGAAAAAUUGUUUCGAACAGAGAAACUUGUUUUAAAUUGGUCCCAAGUGAUUAUCCUAUCACAAUUCUAUCAGAACAAUCUUGGAAUGAUUGUAAAAUUUUAGAGGGUAAAUUUGAUUCUCCUUUAGCAAAUUAUUUACCAGAAGUAGUCCCGAAUGAGGUUAAAACUGCCUAUUUUCAAGUAAUACUACCAAAACAAUGGAAAUAUAGUUCUGCAAGACCUGUUUGUAUACAUUUAGCAGGCACAGGCGAUCAUUACUUUUGGAGAAGAAGAAAUGUAAUGGCUAAACCACUUCUCAAGGCUGGAAUAGGAGCCAUAAUAUUAGAAAAUCCUUUUUAUGGAUAUAGAAAACCAAAAGAUCAAAUACGAUCAAGUUUACACAAUGUCUCCGAUAUAUUUGUAAUGGGAGGUUGUUUAAUUUUGGAAUGUUUAGCUUUACUUCAUUGGUGUGAAAAAAUGGGUUUUGGACCUUUAGGGGUAUCAGGAUUAUCAAUGGGAGGACAUAUGGCUUCUUUAGCAGCUACAAAUUGGCCUAAACCUUUAGUGCUAGUUCCUUGCCUUUCAUGGUCCACUGCAUCUUCUGUCUUUACAGAGGGGGUGAUGAGUGAAGCUAUUGACUGGGAGCUUCUUGAAGAACAGUUUCGAACAAACUCUCGUUACUCGGAAGAAUUGUCGAAAAUGUGCAAAAUAUUAAGCAAUCCUUUUAGAGAUAUUGAACUAACGCCAAUUAGAAACAUUUCCAAAGAAAGUUUGACUCCAUACGAACUCCUUUCAUUCUUACACACUGCCAAAGCAAAUUAUUCCGGCUUUGAAAAUAAAGCAACUAAAGAAAAUUUAGUGUGGAAUUUGGUUCCUUCUCGUGAUUUGAAUGAAUUAAAAUCAUUUAUUCAUGUCCAAGUUCCCGAAAGCUUAUCGAGAUCAAAUAAAUGGGAAAAGGAAGCUAUUUGGUUUAUGAAAGGAAUGAUGGAUGAAUGCACUCAUCUAAAGAAUUUUUCCGUCCCUUUCGAUACAUCGUUAAUUAUAGCACUGUGUGCUAUAUCAGAUGGUUAUGUUCCUAGAGAGGGCUGUUCUAAACUUGAAGACAUAUGGCCAGGGGCAACAGUUAGAUAUUUAAAUACUGGUCAUGUUGGAGCAUACAUUUGGUAUUUAAAAGAAUUUAGAAAAGCAAUAGUAGAAGCUUUUGAAAAGGCUAUUAUUAAAAUGGCAGCAAAAAUUGAUCUUUUAUAAAUUUAAUACGUUUAUUUAAUAAAAUUAACAAUAUACAGUUAACAUAAAUAAAAUUGAUUACGAUCAAUAAAGUGCCUUAUAUAGGUUCUAAUGUACAAAAUGUCCUAUAAACAACUUGUGAUACUUUUUUAAAUGAUGAAUAAAAAAAUUUAAGUUC
This is a messenger RNA of Agrilus planipennis (emerald ash borer), 1515 nucleotides long. Its product is annotated as protein ABHD18. NCBI's taxonomy places the organism in Eukaryota, Metazoa, Arthropoda, Insecta, Coleoptera, Buprestidae. The record is from RefSeq and is a predicted model, not a curated record. Bases 27 to 1358 code for a protein of 443 amino acids. The transcript has 8 exons.